Messenger RNA from Tarenaya hassleriana, 1577 nucleotides. RefSeq names its product metal tolerance protein 11. Gene Ontology annotation, molecular function: manganese:proton antiporter activity. The transcript has 6 exons. Bases 152 to 1336 code for a protein of 394 amino acids. Gene Ontology annotation, cellular component: membrane. The record is from RefSeq and is a predicted model, not a curated record. Gene Ontology annotation, biological process: transmembrane transport; monoatomic cation transport. Lineage: Eukaryota; Viridiplantae; Streptophyta; Magnoliopsida; Brassicales; Cleomaceae.
CCUCCUACUAUUCUCAAAUUUUCGUUCUGUACCCUUUCCCCUUCCCCAUUUGAUGUAAACAAAGUUCGCUUCUGCUACUUCGAAAUAUAAUCUCUCGCACUUCUACUGCCCCGUAGCGAUUCUCUUUCUCUCUCAUCGGGUUAACCGGAAAAUGGCUGAGCCGGUGACAAACGAUCGUGCCGAAGGGAUCUCGCUGCUCGGAGAUCAAGUCAACAAUGACCGGUCAUGGCAAUUGAACUUCGAGGAUUACCAGGUUUCCCCGGAUUACAAGGACAAGAAACAGCCGAACAAGCUCCACGAUUGCCUUGGUUGUUUGGGUCCUGAAGAUGAUGUGGCAGAUUACUACCAGCAGCAAGUAGAGAUGCUUGAGGGUUUUAAUGAAAUGGACGCACUUGCUGAACGUGGUUUCGUCCCUGGAAUGUCCAAGGAAGAGAGGGAGAAGUUGGCCAGAAGCGAGACAUUGGCAAUAAGGAUAUCGAAUGUUGCGAACAUGAUUCUUUUCGUUGCUAAAGUCUAUGCUUCUGUCAGAAGUGGUUCUUUAGCCAUCAUUGCAUCCACAUUGGACUCUCUUCUUGAUCUUCUUUCUGGCUUCAUCCUGUGGUUUACUGCGUUCUCGAUGCAGACACCGAACCCGUAUCAGUAUCCCAUUGGGAAGAAAAGAAUGCAGCCAUUGGGAAUCCUUGUAUUUGCAUCAGUGAUGGCGACACUAGGACUGCAGAUUAUCUUGGAAUCUAUUCGCACUAUGAUAUCAAAUGAAAAUGCUUUUAACCUGACCAAAGAGCAAGAGAGAUGGGUCAUUGGCAUUAUGCUUUCGGUUACCCUGGUCAAGUUCCUUCUGGUUAUUUACUGCAAAUCUUUCAGUAACGAGAUUGUUAAAGCUUAUGCACAAGAUCACUUCUUUGAUGUCAUCACGAAUAUCAUUGGACUUAUUGCCGCACUUCUCGCAAAUUACAUCGAUGAUUGGAUUGAUCCUGUUGGAGCUAUCAUUCUCGCGUUAUACACAAUCCGAACAUGGUCAAUGACGGUGUUGGAAAACGUGAACUCCCUUGUCGGGAAAUCGGCAGCGCCAGAAUAUCUGCAGAAACUGACUUACCUCUGUUGGAACCACCACAAAGCCAUCAGGCACAUUGACACAGUCAGGGCAUACACUUUCGGCUCCCAUUACUUUGUGGAAGUAGACAUUGUCCUGCCUGCAGAUAUGCCCCUGCAAGUGGCACACGACAUCGGGGAAUCGCUCCAAGAGAAGCUCGAACUGCUCCCCGAGAUAGAACGGGCCUUUGUUCACCUCGAUUACGAGUAUACCCACAAACCCGAGCACGCAAAAGCUCACUGCUAGCCGGAAAAUAUCGAGAUUCCCUUUCGUUAAUGCCUAAGGUUUAUGAAGUGUUUAGAUUGGUUCAAUGAUGGAGAAGGUACUGAGAGUCGGGUAGCGAGUUCUUUCUUUUGCAAGAUUAUUUUCCAGAAUGUAACCGUUAGUGACUGGUAAGCAUUUAGCUCCGUAAUGUCUCCUGAACGGUUCAUUAAUUUCUGUCUCAAGAUUUGGAACUUUGCGUAAUGAAACCGUUACUACAAACCAA